GUACUGAAAUAGAUGAUGAAGAAUAUUUUGCGACGCUAGAUAAAAAGUUACCUUUAAUGAUUCUUGAUCAAAAUGAAAAAUGGACUGCAGUUAAACUAAAAACUUUAACACCUCAUCUGAUGUUCUUCGAUGAUACCGAUCAUUGUUCUCAAACUUCUGUCUCAAAAAUCAACAAAAAAUGUAAUGAUUGCAGAAUGCCAAUUGAAAUAUUAGUAUCUUCUCUACAUCAUGAGCCUUCUCAACUAUCUGUCCCAGGCAACACUGAUCUUGAGAUGCUAAGUGACAUGGAUCCCAAUAGUUUGGCUGAUAUCAUUUCAGAUAGUUUCAGAUAAAAAUUUUGGCUGGCUUGUCUUGCACACGAUACAUACAAAUAUAUUAUCUUAUACAUAGCUUUAUUA
Molecule: messenger RNA, 398 nt
Organism: Copidosoma floridanum
Lineage: Eukaryota; Metazoa; Arthropoda; Insecta; Hymenoptera; Encyrtidae
Biological process (GO): regulation of apoptotic process; apoptotic process
Source: RefSeq, a predicted model, not a curated record